UCGUAAAGUGUAAGAUAUUGCUAUAUUAGGUUUUAAAAAAUGAUUAUUGUUGGAAAAAAUCUUUAAUAAAAUCUUGAAUGAGCAAGGUUAAAACGGCAAAAAACAUAUGAAUAAAACCAACGAAACCCCAAACUACGCGCGCCCUUGGAGCGUGACUUGUCUUACUGCGGUCUAUAUUUUUACGCUGUUUAGCAAUUUCCUCACUCCCUUCACGAGUUCAGUCUUCCCCUUGUUGUUUACGCAGACACAGUACUUGCUUCCCUCCAGGAAGCAAAUUGCUCAUUGCUAACCCCUACCCAUCUCAAUCCAGCUACUGACUCUGGUCGCAUAUACAGUCAGUCAGAAUCUUGCAGUUGUCUUCCCGAAAGGUCGAACCCUAAUCCCUCUUCUCUUUUUCCCUUUCUUUCCCCCCCCCCCCCCCCCCCCCCCCCCCCCCACCCACCCUUUUCUAACCGUAGAGGUUCGACUGUUCAUUUCUACCAAUUUGGUCUCCUGCAUGUUCGCAGUCGGGUCAUUAUCGAGUGAGUUUGCGAUAGUUCUAGGGUUUUAUGGUCCAAUUCAUCUGAGCUUGCGAUCUGUUUGUUUCUCUGGAAAAUUCACUUGGUUGAAAGGGUACUCGUCCUUGGCCCGAGUGCCAGUUGGCUUAACUGGGAACUAGCGGGACGCAGGCUAGUUUAUGUUCAUAAACUUCAACUUUCCUUCAAUUCGUUUAAGGUCGUUCUGCUUAGAGUGGUUUGUUAAGCGCCGUCCUGGCUCUUAAUUGGCUGGGUCUCUCUAGUCUCUUCCAUGCAUUUGUUGCAUUUGCCUCUAGUUUCUUUGGGCGAGUUGGAUGGUACCCUUUUGUUUGUGGAUGAGAACCAUGGUGCUUUAUUCGUUAAAUGCGUCGAGUCUUUGUCUAACCCCAAGAUCUACACAGCACUCAACUUCAUUCUCGUCCGACCUUUGUACUCUGGCGCUGUUUGCUUUACUAUGACUAUGCGUUUUGAAUGGAUUCUCUCUAGAGAAGUUUCGGUGCUUACUUGUGAGUACUUUCUCGGUUUCAGGUACCACUUUGACAAAUUGAAGUUAAGAGGAGAUGGAGAACGACUCAGACAGCAGUACGGAUAUAAGUGACACAGAAAUGGAUGAGUACAAAGAUAAAAUUUAUGAAGAAAUCAAGGAAGGGAAGCAUAAGGUGCAGAACCCAGAUGAAACUUUUGCUUGCCCAUAUUGCCCAAAGAAGAGAAAGCAAGGCUAUCUUUACAAUGAAAUUCUGCAACAUGCUUCUGGGGUGGGCAAGAGUACAGGUAAGAGAACAUGCAAGGAGAAAGCAAAUCACCUAGCUCUGGCUCAGUUCCUGGAGAAGGAUGUAACUGGGGCAUCGUCAUCCAAAUCGGUCCAGAAUGGUGCUGAUCCUUUAAAUGGUUGCAACCGCAAUGAGGCGUUUGUGUGGCCUUGGAUUGGAGUUGUUGUUAAUAUUCCUACCAGCAGGGCACCGAAUGGGAAAUGUGUAGGAGCUAGUGGAUCAAAGUUUAGGAAUGAGUUAAUUACUAGAGGGUUUAACCCAACUAGAGUUCGUCCUCUGUGGAAUUAUCAUGGUCAUUCGGGGACAGCCAUUGUGGAGUUCAACAGAGACUGGCCUGGUUUGCACAAUGCUCUUUCGUUCGAAAAGGCUUACGAGGCUGACAAUCACGGAAAGAAGGAUUGGCUUGCUGAAAAUGAGAACAAGUCAGGUGUUUAUUGUUGGGUCGCUCGGGCUGACGACUACAAUGCUACCAACAUUGUUGGAGAAAAUUUGAGGAAGAUUGCGGAUCUUAAGACCAUUUCUGAUAUCAUGGAUGAAGAAGCCAGGAAGCAGAAUAGUCUGGUGUCCAAUCUGACAAAUUUAAUUGAGAUUAAAAAUAAACAGGUGGAGGAGAUGGCUGAGAAAUGCAAGGAGGCGUCAGCUUCUCUCCAGAACGUGAUGGAAAAGAAAGAAACUCUUCUGCAAGCUUACAAUGAAGAAAUACGGAAAAUCCAAGCAAGUGCGCGUGAUCACUACCAGAGGAUAUUUAAUGACCAUGAAAAGUUGAAGUCUCAAGUGGAAACCCAGAAGAAGGAGCUUGAGAUGCGCCAGUCACAAUUGGAAGAGCGAGAAGCUAAAAAUGAAAUUGACAGAAAAACACUUCUGGAAGAGAUGGAAAAGAAUGCAACUAAAAAUAGUUCACUUCAGUUAGCCUCCUUAGAGCAACAGAAGGCAGAUGAGGAUGUAAUGAAAUUGGCUGAAGAUCAGAAGAGGGAAAAAGAAAAGCUUCACAAUAGAAUCCUCCAACUGGAAAAACAACUGGAUGUGAAACAGACACUAGAGUUAGAAAUAGAGCAACUCAGAGGCACUUUGAAUGUGAUGAAGCACAUGGGAGAUGAUGGUGAUGCUGAAAUUUUGAAGAAAGUGGAAGCCAUUAUGAAAGAUCUGAAAGAGAAGGAGGAUGAUCUUGACAAUGUAGAAUCACUGAACCAGACUCUCAUUGUCAAGGAGCGCAAGAGCAAUGAUGAGUUGCAGGAUGCCCGUAAGGAAUUGGUCAAUUGCUUGAAAGAUAUGUCAAUCCGUGGUCCUAUACGCGUCAAGCGAAUGGGAGAACUUGAUGGGGAGCCAUUCCUUCAAGCCUUGAGGAAAAAGUAUUCCGAGGACGAAGCAGACGAGAAAGCGUCAGAGCUUUGUUCGCUUUGGGUAGAGUACCUCAAAGAUCCAGAUUGGCAUCCUUUCAAAAGGGUUGUGGUUGAUGAGAAGCAUCAGGAAAUAAUUGACGAGGAAGAUGAACGACUGAGUGGUCUGAAGAAGCAAGUUGGCGAGGAAGCCUACAAAGCUGUGGCGUCCGCUUUGAUGGAGAUCAACGAAUAUAACCCCAGUGGGAGGUACAUAAUUUCUGAAGUGUGGAACUACAAAGAAGGUAGAAGGGCGACCCUGAAGGAAGGGGUCACAUUCCUGUUAGACGUGUUGGAGCGACGGAAGAUGUGAAUGCCGAACGGUACCUACCUGAUACUGAAGCUGAACACCCAUUUGAAUGGUUCCUCAUCUUUGUGAUACUUAACCAGCACUGAUAGUUCUCAUCAGGAAACAUCAUUUUCAUUUAACAGGUAAAUGCCAAGGCGUCCAGGACACUGGGGAAGGGCGAUAGAACUGCUAGAAACUUAUCUGCUCGAGGUCAAUCAGGUCAUAAACGCCGUCGUGGCUGCUGCGUGUUAGUGUGUUGGUUGGAAAUUUAUCUUCUUAGCCUGAAUGUUUCAUGCAAGCAUUCGGGUUGGUCUUUUCUGUACCUUGUUUAAUAAAAUUUUCCAUGGAUGAUGAUGAUGUAGUCGACAAAAAUUGGAAGAACUGCUGCGAGAGAGUAGUCCCGUAUUCCUGGAAGUUCUGAUAAGCAAUGAUGCUACGGUUACGCUUGGAAAUAUUGUGUUGUACUCUUUGUACAUUUUUAUUAGGACUGUUUCUGUUACUGAAGUGGAAGCUACUCUAUUAGUGUCUAGAGGUAACCACAAUUUGCAACAAGUGAAGAGCCCCGCGCCAACAUGAAUUUCUUAGGGCACCAAGACAGGACAGGUUAUUUGGCGCACAAUCAAACAACUAACAUCAACAUUUUCGAUUUACAACCAUGAUGAAAUGCAAAUCACAUCACGAUGAUCGCAUAAAACGAUAAAUGAAUG
Linum trigynum is the source of this 3657-nucleotide messenger RNA. The record is from the annotation of a GenBank genome assembly. Lineage: Eukaryota; Viridiplantae; Streptophyta; Magnoliopsida; Malpighiales; Linaceae.